AUGUACCGUCAAAUCGAAGUUGACGAGGCAGAUCGCAAUUUCCAGCUUAUUCUCUGGAGGGAAAAACCUACGGAUCAGAUUAGCGUUUAUAAACUGAACACAGUGACAUAUGGUACUUCACCUGCUCCUUUCUUGGCAACACGUUGCCUAAACUACUUAAGUGACCUGUACAAGAAUUCUCAUUCAGUUGGAGCAAGGGUUAUCCGACAUGACUUCUAUGUCGAUGACCUAUUGACUGGUGCUGACAGUCUGAAGGAACUGGAAACAAUUCGUACCCAAUGUACUGAAAUUCUUGAUUCGGCUGGAUUUAAAUUAGCGAAAUGGUUUUCAAAUCAUAAAACGUAUGACUCAUCAGACUUCUUUCUAAAUGUUAAUAAUACUGAUUCCACAAAGGCGCUAGAUAGUGAUUCACUCUUGACAUCAACUGAAAAAUUCAACCAUUUGUUAUCGUGUCUUCAAGGCGAAGCGUUAGCUACAGUAAAGGCGUUCCAAAUAACGGAAGACAACUAUCCGAAGGCUCUCCAAAGACUCAAAGAGCGAUACGACAAUGACCCUCUCAUAUUUCUGGAAGGCAUUGCAACACUUUUUGAUGAACCACAAUGUAUUAAGCCUGAUUCGACUCAACUUCGCCAAUUAGUGGACAACAUUUCGGCUUUAUAUAGUUCGCUUAAGUCACUGGGAUCACACGAACAGAUAUGUGAUGCAAUCAUGAUUCAUUUGGUGAUGACGAAAGUGGAUAGUGAGACGAAACGUAAAUGGAAUGAAUGUCACGACUAUACGAAACUACCAACUUGGCUGGAAUGUUGCAAGAUGCUUGACAGGCGAUGUCAACAAUUAAUGGUACUAGCAAAGGCCAAGCCAAAGGCUACAAUCAACCAAGAAUUGCAGCAUACUAGUGUUCGUAAACCUUUCAAGCACAUCUUAAUGACGAAACAAAAGUCUACAAGUCAGAUUCAUUGUGUAUAUUGUUUAAAACCUGGUCAUUAUAUCACUAAUUGUCCAAAUUUUUUAGCUCUAUCAAUUGAAAAUCGAUGUCAACAGGCGAAGCAAAUUCAACUAUGCUUUAAUUGUCUCCGGAAAGAUCACAUUAGCACACAUUGUCCAUCAACGUAUUCAUGCCGAAUGUGCAAAAAACGACAUCAUUCACUUUUACAUAAUACUGGUGCAUCAUCUAAUAUGGAACCUUUGUGUGAGCAAACAAUAUCACCUCUAAGUCAUGUACACACUAAUGCACUAGUUCCAGACGAAACUUCUGCUCGGGUAAAAUCAGUGGUGCUUUUGGCAACAGCAAUGGUGUUAGUUAAAGAUGCAUCUGGUACUUUUCAACUCUGUAGAGUGUUAUUAGAUUCAUGCUCGCAGGUCAAUUUAAUAUCGGAAUCGAUGUGUAAUGCACUUCAUCUAAAAAAGUCACGAAGUGAAAACAGCCUUGUUGGUGCAGGAGCUGCAUCAGUAAAUAUUAAACAUAAAACAAUAAGCACGAUACGAUCAAGGUUAAACAGUUUUGAAGCAGUACUUGAGUUUCUCGUUACCAAAAGAAUUUCUGGAUAUCACCCUAAUGAAACACUGUCGUUAGAAGAGUUGCAAAUUCCUGAAAAUCUUCAAUUAGCUGAUCCGACAUUUUACAAACGCCAAAAAAUUGAUAUGUUACUUGGUGCAGAAGCUUUCUUUUCACUGCUAGCAGUAGGCCAAAUAAAACUUGGUGAGAAUUUACCGACUUUACAAAAAACUUUGUUCGGCUGGAUUAUUUCAGGAAAACAUUGUUCUACUAAAGAUUCCAAAAUUGUUUCAUCCCAUUGUGUUGUCAGCUUGGAUACAAUUAAUGCGAACUUGGAACGGUUGUGGCAGAUAGAGGAACCAGUUCAUCCACCAUCAGUAUGGUCAGUAGAAGAACAGCAAUGCGAAACCAACUUUCAAAAAACUGUAGCUCUCAGUAACGAUGGCCGAAUUAUGACAAGGUUGCCAUUCAAAGGCGACACAAGUACUCUUGGAAAUUCUCAGAAAAUUGCAUUAAGAAGAUUUUUAUCUAUGGUAAGAAGACUUGACUCCAAUAUUGAGUUAAAAUUGGAAUAUGUGAAAUUUAUGCAAGAUUACGAAAAUCUCGGACAUAUGUCGAUGGUUAAGGAUUUGGAUUUAAAUUCUCCCCACUAUUUUAUCCCACAUCAUUAUGUAAUUAAACCAGAUAGCACAACUACUAAAUUACGUGUAGUUUUUGAUGCUUCAGUUCGUACAUCAUCACAAGUGUCAUUAAAUGAGUUAUUAAUGGUGGGCCCUACAAUCCAAAAUGAACUUGUAAUAACAUUAUUAAGAUUUCGAUUAUAUCAAUAUGGAAUAACGGCUGACAUAACAAUAAUGUAUAGACAGUUUUGGCUACAUCCAAGUGAUCGCAAUUUUCAACUAAUUUUGUGGCUUGAGCAUAAAUCGCAAAAUAUUUCAGUUUAUUAA
Messenger RNA from Teleopsis dalmanni, 2442 nucleotides. RefSeq lists its product as uncharacterized. The record is from RefSeq and is a predicted model, not a curated record. Gene Ontology annotation, molecular function: nucleic acid binding; zinc ion binding. The transcript is spliced from 2 exons. Lineage: Eukaryota; Metazoa; Arthropoda; Insecta; Diptera; Diopsidae. Bases 1 to 2442 code for a protein of 813 amino acids.